AUGGAAAAUACUCAAUAUUAUAAUAGACUUUUUGAUCUAAAUUUAUUAGCAGAAAAUGUGUUUUGCCAAAAUAAAAAAUUGUUGCUUAUCGACAAUAAUUUAAAUGGUAUUAGAGAAACGAAAAGAGGAUAUAGAAGAAAUGAAAUUUUUAAAAAUAAAGGACAUCUUAGUGUAUAUAAUAAUAUAUUUUUAUUAUUAAGCAAAAGUCAAAUAAAUGAUCAUUUAGAAAAUGUAGAAAAAAUUCUUUUAGAAAGAAGAGAUAAAAUAAGAGAUAAAAGAAAAUCACUAAUUAAAGAACUUAUAGAAUUAAAUCCAAGCGUAACUGAGAUGCCACUUGAAGAGGCUAAAUUUUUACUCAAAUAA
Molecule: messenger RNA, 363 nt
Organism: Plasmodium gallinaceum
Lineage: Eukaryota; Apicomplexa; Aconoidasida; Haemosporida; Plasmodiidae
Product: conserved Plasmodium protein, unknown function
Exons: 2
Coding region: 1-363 (120 amino acids)
Source: RefSeq, a predicted model, not a curated record